Diachasma alloeum is the source of this 4731-nucleotide messenger RNA. RefSeq names its product dachshund homolog 2 (gene dac). Bases 516 to 2837 code for a protein of 773 amino acids. NCBI's taxonomy places the organism in Eukaryota, Metazoa, Arthropoda, Insecta, Hymenoptera, Braconidae. The record is from RefSeq and is a predicted model, not a curated record. The transcript has 12 exons.
UACUCCCAACUCGACCGAGUAGAGAGCGUUUGCCACUUUGUGAACGAUCGCCGCGUUACCACUACGAAUUCAAAAAGGGGUUCUAACCUUUAUCCCCGGUUUUCUUUUUUUUUUUACUAAAACCGUAUUAACUUGAAAAACCAGUGGUGUUUGUUAUUCCAACCGUAUCGUAUCGAGAGACGUCGAGUUACUGACUCAUUAAAAUUGUUCUUCGUGCAGUGAAUAAUCGCGUUUGUUUUAUUAAUUUUGGUUAUUUAAACCUGUCUACUGGUCCAUAGGACAGGCGAGUAGAUCAUGUACUGUAAUUGUGUAUGUGUUAAGUGACAAACAAAUGAUUGGAAAAAUUGCAACAAUUCUAGUGAACAGUUAUUGAACCAGAAGAAAAGAAAUAUCAAAUAGGUUAAUUAUAUGUUGGUGAGAGCAGUGAUUAGAUUGGGCAUGCUCACUAAUUGAAUGAUUAGUUGUGAUAAAGACAAGUGUUGAUCAGAGAGAUUAAACAAAAUUGUUCGUAAUCCAUGGAUCACGGAGCAAUGGACAGUUCCUCGGAUCACAGUUCACGUGCUAGUCCAGUAACUGGUAGUCCAAAGCAUCCCCACAGCCCGUCGGGACAGCACAGCGUUAAUCAACAGCAUCACAGUAGCCAUCAGCCACCACCGUCGCAUCAAACCCAUCCCCGUGAUCAAUUGCGUGAGCAUCAAUUGCAACAAAGAUCAGUACCAACACCGGGCUCACCAACUCGUGGCUCACCACCACAAGUACUACCACUGAGUCCACCACCAUUGUCCGGUGGUGGUCCAGGUGGUAUACCAGGUAUGGUACCGAGAAUGCCAGGUUUACCACCACCAGAACUACGAUUACUUGGCCAAUUGGGUGGUAUGCUAUCUGGACAUCAUGGUGGACCACUUGAUCUUAUGGCAGCGGCACACCAUGGUAUGCCACCAAGAUCUUACAAUUCACCACCGCCAAUAAGUUCCAGUGAUCCAACAGCUAAUGAGUGUAAACUUGUUGAUUAUCGUGGACAAAAAGUUGCUGCAUUUAUUAUUGCCGGUGAUACAAUGCUGUGUUUGCCACAGGCAUUUGAAUUAUUUCUCAAGCAUCUUGUUGGUGGAUUACACACGGUUUACACGAAACUCAAGAGACUCGAUAUUGUGCCACUUGUUUGCAAUGUCGAGCAGGUUAGAAUUUUGAGGGGUCUUGGGGCUAUACAACCUGGAGUUAAUCGUUGCAAGUUACUCAGCUGCAAGGACUUUGAUGUACUGUACAGGGACUGCACUACAGCCAGCUCCAGGCCAGGAAGACCGCCAAAGCGUGCAUCGGUGGGACUGAGUCUAGCGGCAAGCCACUUGGCAGCAGCAGCUGGACAUCAUCCCCAUCCGCUCAAGAAACAUCGAUUGGACAAUGGCGAUUACUAUGAGAAUGGGCAUUUAGAUGUUUCGAGGAUGGAAAAAUCCCCCCUCCUUGCUAAUGGGUAUAAUCAGCCACCCACUCACCUCAGUCACAUGCAGUAUAUGCAGAUGGGAGGACAUCCGGGCGCGGGACACACGGCUAUCCUCUCGCCCGCCAAUCUUCCACAUCAUCUACAGGCACAGGUGCAAGCUCGGGUGGAGCAAGGACUCAAGGUCAAUCCUAAUAUGGCUAAUAUGGAGGCGCUUGCGAGAUCCGGAGUUUGGGAGAACUGCAGGGCUGCCUACGAGGACAUUGUGAAGCACCUUGAAAGGCUGAGAGAGGAGAGGGGGGAUCCUGAGAGAGCACUGGCGCUGGACCACAAACCGAGGGACCUCAGCUCGCACAAUGGUUCCUCGAACGGUCACAGUCCUGUCCUCAACCUAUCAAAAACAGCGGGAAGUGGAAGUGUGGGUGAGCAAUCAGGUAGCGAGGGUGCAGCGUCGCAUCGUUCUCAGGACGACGAAGAGGAGGACGACAACCUGUCGGACGACCUCGAGGACGAGAACGAAAAGGACGAAGAUCUGUCGGAUGUACCCGAGAAUCUCCCACUACCGGCGCCCGGCUCGGAGAGCCCUCAGGCACUGAAUUAUUCACAGAUUGCCUCAGCAGCGGUUGCAGUAUCACAGGGUGGACAGGAUCCAUCAGUAUCGAGUACUGAAACAUUACUGAGGAAUAUUCAGGGCCUACUCAAAGUUGCUGCUGAUAAUGCACGACAACAGGAGCGCCAGAUCAACUACGAGAAAGCUGAACUCAAGAUGGACGUCCUCCGAGAACGAGAGGUGAAGGACAGCCUGGAGCGACAGCUACAGGACGAGCAAAAGACAAGAGUUUUGUACCAAAAGCGAUUGAAGAAGGAGCGACGGGCGCGGAGACGUCUUCAGGAGCAACUUGACUUGGAGACCAAGAGGCGCACGCAACUGGAGGAGGCACUGAAAGCGACGGGCGCUUCGUCUGAACAAGUUAGAGCGAUAGCUGAGAACGUAGCAGCGGAGGCACGUACAAAGUCAGAGCCAGUGGACGACAUACCAGCUCACUCUCAGUCCCAAACGUCACAACAAUCAUCCCAGCAACAAUCAUCCCAACAGUCCCAUCAACCGCCACAAUCCCAACAACAGGCCCAACAGUACCGGGAAUCCCAGGUGCCCCGUCCACCACAACAACCAACAACGCCCGACUCGAUAAAACCCGGCUGGGGCUAUGGCCUGGAUCUCAUCGGUGGUCAGGCUUCCGCCUUCUGGCAAAAUUACCAAGAAUCCCUCGCCCAAGAGCUCGAGCAGGAGAGGAAGUCGCGGCAGCACCAGGCAGCCGAGAGGGAUCAGGUCAAAUCACCCCUUCAAGAAUCCCGAACGGGUUAUUACAAGAAUUCUGUACUCUUCACAAGUGCAACCUAGAAGAGGCGUCCGGAGGACGCGCGGCCCUAAGGUCCGCCGUAGAAAGCCACAAAAAAAUCAACAAAAACAUUGUUAACCUCACGGAGUUGCAGUUCUGGAGGGUCCGAAGGAGCGUUCGGCGCGUGGAAAACAGUGUCUCCAACGAGAGAACAGUCUGAGCGAGGAGUGAGCUAUGCACGUCCAGGGAGACAGCGUGAAACGCACCUGUGAACGUGCUGGUUUCCUACAAAUGAGUAAAUUAAAUUAAAUAAACGGAGAGAAACCCAGUCGUCGAGUGGACUCCGGAUUCCGUUUGGUUUACGGUUGAUAAUUUCUGUCGAGGUGAGAACAUAUCAACGACGCCAUAUUCCUCCAAACCUCCACCAACUUCUUCGCAAGAAAUGAGAAAUAGUCCAAAAUGAAGGGAAUCCGGCGGAGUGCGAGGAUCUUCGCGUCGUUUGAGGGGUUGGGGCGAAAGAUAUCGAGCGAAAUGAGAAAAUUUGCACGUAUAAGAAAAGAGAGAGAUGAAAAAAAGAGAUAUAUAAUUUAUAAAGACUGCUUGAGAGUGCUUGCGCGAGUGCAUGCGUUCCUAUAGAAAUUAACGUAUAAAUAAUUAAACCUGUAUCGAUGCGAGUAGAUAAUUUUUAAGUCCAAAAUGUGCAGACUCGAACUCGAUCCUCGUUCCUCUAACAAAAAUACAUUUGAGAUCAUCAACAACAUUGCGCCCUUUUUAAUUUCAUCAUUCACUGCAGUCAUCAAAGUUUACGAGAAACGAGCGGUUGAAAUCGUCAGCAAAAUCUGAACAAUCGUGCAUGGAGUGCGAGAAAUCGACUGAAUUUAAAUAAUAAAAAAACAAACAAAACUUGAGUAUGAUUUUUUGGUUUCGUAAAACCAGUGAAUAGAGACGAUUUUUCGCAUGCCCGCACAAUUAUAAAUGAACAAUCGACGAUUCGAUGGAAUUAUUGAAUUGUUUUUGUGAUACAAAUACGAGAAUUAUUUUUUAUUUUAUAAUUGAAAAUUCAACAAGACGCGAAGUAAUCGUGUUUUCUUGUGUUCAUUAUUUAUUUCGGCCAAAUGUAAUCAGUCAAUAAAUUUUUUGUUGUCGAAGAGAUGGAGAAGAAAGUGGGAAAGAGCUUUGAUGAUGAAAAAUAAGCCCAGUGAGCCCACUGUAUCAUACGUAGCAAGAAAAAAUGAGAACCCUGUAGCCUCUUGAAUCUAACAACCUCUAUUUAUAUAAAUAAACUUAGCUAUUACCGAAAACAAUUGAAUUUAAUCCAAUAUGCGUGUAUCCCGCGUUACACAAUACGCACGAUUAAAGAGAAAUACUUUUUUUUGUUUCGGGUGGACAGUAACUAGAGAUGAAUUGAUUGGUUGUAAGACUGACAAGGGAGAUUAACCGUGAAAAUUAAAUGUGAAAAUUAAUUUAAAGAGAUAAUAAUGAAAAAGUCUUUCCCUUUUGGACGUGACGUAUUUAAUGAUUCAUGUACAAAGUCUUUUACCGUUAAGAUCCUUGUGUUGUAAAGUUCACGUAAUCGUAGAGACUAGGUAGAAAAACUAAGUCUAAUUAAUGAAGUUCAAUGUAGAGCCGAGAGAAUAAAUAAACAAAUGGAAAACACAAGCGUUUAACCACCGAUUUCGUGAGACAAAAAUUUGUAUCUUUUACCAUCGAUCAGAGUAAAUUUUUCCACUGUCAAUGGCAAUUUUAGUCUGAUGUUUAAAUGGAGUUACAGUCAAUUUUAUUGAGUGAUUUAAUUAUGUUUUUCAUGUGUCUAGGUGAGAAAUAUUUAUGAAGGUAACUCUAUGCCAUUGAUACAAUCGGAAUUAUAACAAUCUACAAUAUCGAGGCUAGAAGUGUAUUCAUGUAAUUCAGCAUUACUACGUAUGAAUAAAUAGUUGUUAUUGUAAGAUGCGUAUA